Danio rerio (zebrafish) is the source of this 2775-nucleotide messenger RNA. The record is from RefSeq and is a predicted model, not a curated record. NCBI's taxonomy places the organism in Eukaryota, Metazoa, Chordata, Actinopteri, Cypriniformes, Danionidae.
UCAUUGGUGUACAGUACGGAGUGUCUGUGCUUGCAAUGUUUUCUACUACCAGUGGGAAAGGCGCAACACAUAAUUUGCUGUAAAAGUAUAGCAGGACAUCCGCGUGAUGACGUUCUCUUUUUCUUUUCUUUUUUCUUGCCAGCGAAUUCAAAUUUGGUACAGUGAUUGACAAGGUCCUAUUCAAAUAAAACAUCCCGCGGAGAGCGUGCACGCUUUUUUCAACCGUGCACGGGAGGCGUGGAGCUCGCGCUUCUGACAUUCUCUUCUCUCCCGCAGUAGCUCUUCUCCAGUGAGCCCUCAUGACAUCAUCCAGACACCGCGGCUGAAGAAAACACUUUCUGAGUGCGUGUAUGUGUGUGUGCAGAGGAGCGAUGUUUUAAUACAGCCGGACGUGUUCGAGCAGAUCUUUUAAUUGGAGCAUAUAAAGCGGAGCAAAUUCCGUGGGAAUAGUUUGUUUUGAAAACAGUGGAGAUCACCAACAUCGCCAAAAGGCCCUUUCUGAAAGAAUGCAACUUCGUGUACUUCGAGUUAUUGUUUGUACUGUCUGUGUUCUCGACAUGGAGUAGCUCGGAAGGGGGUGGAAGCGGUGUUCCUUGACUCAGUUUCUCGCUUAUGGACGACAGUAGUCCCCUUUCUCCAAAGGCAAAUGCUUUCAGUAUUGCCUGUCUGAUUUCAGCGAGGGAUCAAGCAGGAAACACCACGUUUGACAAACACGCCACUAGCCUGGACAAGCAAGCGGUGCAAAACUGCUCCAGAUACAUUAAAAUGCAUUACAGCACUGUCACGCGGGAGAUGGAAGCAAUAUCAAGCCCGUGGCUGACGCAGCUGUCCCAUUUUUGCGAUGUUGCAGCCUUCACGACCAGCAGCCUGAGCAGCCUCAAUACGCCCGGGAGUUACCAUCUCUCUCCUUCUCCUGGGGAUCCAUACAGCCAUCAUGAAAGCCAGUUUGAGCCGUGCCCGGCUGCCCAGCACGCCUACAACUAUUCCGGAUCCAACUCAGCACAAGCCCCGGCACAAGGAGACAGCGGGACCUCCAAUUGCUCCUCGUCGUCGUCAAGCUCAACGCCGAACAAAACGCUGGUGAAAAAGAACCCUAAAGUAGCCAAUAUUAAUGUACAGUUGGAAAUGAAGGCACUCUGGGAUGAAUUUAAUCAACUUGGGACUGAAAUGAUUGUCACAAAAGCCGGGAGACGAAUGUUUCCUACAUUUCAAGUCAAAAUAUUUGGAAUGGACCCAAUGGCAGAUUACAUGCUCCUGAUGGAUUUCCUACCAGUGGAUGAUAAACGAUAUAGGUAUGCCUUCCACAGUUCUUCGUGGCUGGUGGCCGGGAAAGCCGAUCCAGCGACUCCAGGAAGAGUGCACUAUCACCCCGACUCACCUGCCAAAGGAGCGCAGUGGAUGAAGCAGAUAGUUUCCUUCGAUAAACUAAAACUAACCAAUAAUCUAUUGGACGACAACGGACAUAUCAUACUGAACUCAAUGCACAGAUACCAGCCCAGAUUCCAUGUGGUCUACGUGGAUCCUAGGAAAGACAGCGAGAAAUACGCCGAAGAAAAUUACAAGACAUUUGUUUUCGAGGAGACCAGAUUUACCGCCGUCACAGCCUAUCAAAACCACAGAAUAACACAACUGAAAAUCGCCAGCAAUCCGUUUGCCAAAGGCUUCAGAGACUGUGAUCCCGAGGACUGGCCCAGGAAUCACAGGCCAGGCUCGCUACAAAUCAUGAGUGCUUUUGCUCGAACCAGAAACCCCAUGUCUUCUCCCCCACAACAGAACGGCACAGAAAAAGAGGACAGCAGGCGAGAAUAUGACCGUGACCCCAGUGGGAAUCCUCUGCAUUCUGACCCCACUCACCAGCUAAUGUCUCGAGUCCUCAGCCCUGCCCUUCCAGUCCUCGGCGGCCUCCAUGCCGUGCCCCUCACAGCUGGCCCACGCAGCCCACCUCACGAACUUCGCCUCGACGGACACCCGCAACCACCAGACACCCUGCAUCAUCAUCCCUACAAGUAUCCAGCCACCUACGAACACUACCUGGGAGCCAAAACCAGGCCGUCCCCCUAUCCCUCACCCAGCAUUAGAGGCCACGGUUACCAUCCACACAUGAACCCAACCACAGCCAACAUGUACUCUGCGACGAGCGCACCGACUAAUUAUGACUACGGACCCAGAUAAUGACUGAUUAAACUGAAAACACACACACAUACCUUUGUGUCUUGGACUCACUUGUUGAGUUUUGGAUUGGACACAUCUUUUGUAGUGGCUUCUGACGGACGAGAAGAGGAGCUGCCAUAUUUAUUGAAGGGAGAGAUGUCACAAAUGUCCUUGUGGAGCAUGUGGACAACAUUUGCUCCGGACGGCCUGUGAACUCAGAAUCAGACAAUGAAAGGCCACUGGGAAACUGCAGUAUAACUAGUGUUUGGAGAUAUGAGGAGGACUUCUUUAGACAAAUGAUGCAUUAUCACGGACUGGAAUUGAACUUUUGUGUUGGAUGCACUUUUUUGUUUUUGCUUUUAAAAAGCCAUAAGUUAUAUAUAUAUUACCCUUGAGCCAUUGAGCUUCUAGAUAGAUGGAUUAUUUGCAUGUCGCGCUGUUUUGAAGGUGCUGAAAUGCCCUGAUUUUUAAUUCUUUUUUUUUUUUUCGGGAAAAUGCUAGACCACCUUUAGCAGAUCCGUGAAGCUUGUAACGUGGCACUGACGUACAGCAAUUCAAAUAAAUAAAUGAACAGAAUGGCUGUGCUGAACUUGUAAAAUAAACAUUAAAUAUUUUACCUUUAAA